Molecule: messenger RNA, 1332 nt
Organism: Drosophila kikkawai
Lineage: Eukaryota; Metazoa; Arthropoda; Insecta; Diptera; Drosophilidae
Source: RefSeq, a predicted model, not a curated record
UCUACUGUCUUCUACUCUCUCGAGUCGUCAGUUCCGAAUCAUUUCCAGUCUGAACGUUGAUUAUUUCCAAACACGUCCAGAAAUCGAAAGCAGCUCGAAAAGUUAUCGGUAUCCCGGAUCGAAAAGAACCAAGUCCAAGGAUGCAUAGACAGCGUUCGCCCUUCACCGCGGGCCCAGGAGGAUUCGGAGCUUCUCCGUUUAACUUUAACGCAUCACAGUUUGGCGAGGGCACAGGUCAAGGAUUUAGCCAUGCUACCGAUGGCCUCAAUGGAAUGCCCUUCAUGGGCCAGCCGAGUAUUAAGCCAAUGAUGCGUUCCAUUAGUCGCCAGCGCCAGUUGGCCGAGGACGGCAAUGGUUUGGAUUCCUUGCCGCCGCUGCCCAUCAUGGCCCAGCGCCUCCUCAGCAGCGGCGGUGUGAUGGGACACGGGCGGACCGGAAAGGCGCCCUUUGUCCCCACAGCCUUUGCUCCCUACGAGGGUGAUAUAACCUUUCUAAAGGAUACACCCAAGACAGGGAGCAUGUCCAAGCCGAACCAGAGUCUGGAGUCACAGAAUUUUAUAGAGUCGCUUCGGUCAAACGAAGAGAUAGCCGCCAAGGAGACCGAUUCCGAAAGCGAUCUAUGCAUACAGAAACAGGGAGCAGACCUGAUAACCGAAUCCCGCUGGCGACGCAUCCUUGACUGCGUGCUGGAAGCUAUACCGGAGCACCGGCGUCGUCGUUGGGAAGCCUACAGUCAGAGCGCCAUUGCCAAGCAUAUGCUGUUCGUGCUGCAGUUGUUUGUCAUGCUGGUGCGUGGAGUUGUGGUCCUGGCCGCACCUUUGGGAGGUGUUAUGCGUAGCUGUCGCUUUGGAAUUUGGCGCACGAAGUCCCAGCUGCGCAGCACAAUGCGCCAAAUGCUCUGGCGCAUGGUCAAUGCCAAGGCUAACGACACCGUGGUCUUCCUCAUUGUGGUGCUGGCCACGCCUUGGCUAUUUCUUGUUAGUCUGGUGGGUUUUGCCUUUUCUCUGGCCUUCUCUUUGAAAACGGGCCUGACCCAAGGAGUGCAUCAGAUGCGCCUGCGUCUGGCCUAGAUCAGGAGCAGGCGGAGGACCAUCCACAAUGAACCCCAAUCACACAAGCUAACUCGAGCAACGGCUUUCCUGGAGAGAUACCAACCUGAACAUCGUCUAUAUAUUUUGUGUUGCAGCAACGACACAAACACACAGGCAAGGCAGGGACACUUUAUAAUACUAAGCAGACGUAAUAUGUACCAAGGAAGACUCUUGUUCAAUACUCCUCUUCAACGCUAAAGGAAAAUAGUAAAUAAAUUUCCAGUUUUUAACUCACAGAAAA